AUGGCAUCUUCUAUGGGUACUCCAAGCAAUCAAGCAUCAACAAAUAAUGAUACACCACUUGAAGCACCAUCUAAUUCUUCGAUUGAAGCAAUAGUAAAUGAGAUAUUGGAAUUAGGUUCUGGUGGAUUAUCGACUGCAGGUGAAGAUGUUGCAAGACAAGAUAUACAACGUCGAACAAGGGGGCCUACUUUAGGAAGAACUGCUCCAGAAGAUGCAAAUAGAAAACGUACUUUGACAAUUCUUGGUGAUAGCAUUUUUGCGGAGAAAGGGGUAUCAUCAACUAUUGUUAAAAUAAUUAAAAAUUAUUUUACCGGGGUGUGGCCAACAUGGAAAAAAAUUCCAGAUGAUGUAAAAGAAGCUAUGUGGAAGAAAUUUGGGGAAUAUUUUACUUGGCCUUUACAAGAGGAACCUAAUGUGCGAAGAGUAUGGGAAAAGACAUGUAAGGAGCGAUUCAAAGACACAUUGAAUGGUGAAAGAACAAAAGCUAUGAAAGAAGCUGGUGUCACUGAUAUUGUUGAUAUUAAGAAGUGUAAAGGAAUGAAAAGAUAGUGGAUGCCAACUGAAAUAUUGGAUGCUUUGAUAGAUACAGUUUGGAGUACAGAGAGUUGGCAAAACAAAUCCAAGAAAGCAUUGGUCAAUUGUUUAACU
Dioscorea cayenensis subsp. rotundata (Guinea yam) is the source of this 648-nucleotide messenger RNA. RefSeq lists its product as uncharacterized. NCBI's taxonomy places the organism in Eukaryota, Viridiplantae, Streptophyta, Magnoliopsida, Dioscoreales, Dioscoreaceae. Bases 1 to 549 code for a protein of 182 amino acids. The transcript is spliced from 3 exons. The record is from RefSeq and is a predicted model, not a curated record.